GUUCUUUGUUCGCCAUGUUGCAUUCUUCACGUUUAGAUUUUGUAAACGAAAAAUAUUUAAUAAAAUUUUAAAAAUUUGGUUAAAAUAAUUAAUUAGUCGACAAUGUAGACACGAUACCUACAUAGCGACAGUGACUAGUUGUCUCCCUUACGGAAAUCUAUUUGUUUUAGUUGUAACGAUACAGCACAUCAAUAGUUUUAUACCAGCAACUGCUAAGUAAAUAAAGAAAACCACAAUGGGCUGUAUGUGGUCUAGUGAGGAUGCUAACCGUUGUAUGUACUGUAAUCGCAGGCGAGUUAAGAAUUUGAUUUUCUUUAACGGUGUUUGCGAAAUUUGUAUUCGGCAAUCAUCAAGACAGCAAACAACAACAGCUUCGGUGUCGGCGUCUUUGUUUCGAAAUCAUGUUGACGACUUGGUCUUAUACCCUCGCCGCAUGUCGCCCGGACCUGUCGGCGGCAUCACUGCAACUUCAACUUGCGUAGUCCGGCAAAUACACACGUCACCUUCGACACCUUCCUACACUGCAUCAAAGGCAAAGUCUUUUCAAGCAAAACCGCUUUACGGUGAAUAUCGAUGCUCUUGCGGUCGAUUUUGGAAGAGUCAACUGUCAUGGGCACGCGCCUACCAAAUCUGUAAGCGCUGCCGUAAACCAGUGUUUGCGCACAAACAGAGAGAACUGCGCCCCAGUGACCGAUCACAAGACAAGGAAAAUCGUCAAGAACAUCAGAGGGAAUAUUGCCAAAUGUGCCAGCAGCUUGGACGCUAUUGUGGGAAUUAUGGCAACAACGAGAAACGUCGCAUGAAGAAUAAUUAUUCUUACUAAUUUUUAAUGGAAAUGUUAUGAUUCUAAGAAUUAUAUGAUUUAUAUUUUGAAUGUGUUGUCUGUAAAACUGAAUCUACCCUAAGAAUCUACCUGCCAACUUGGAUAGGUACCUUUUGCGAUUGUUACUAAAAUGCCAAAUUAAUCUAUUCUAAUAAUGCGUAGUAAUAAAAGAACAACAUUUACCAAAGUACAUUUUUUUCUUACUUUAAAAGUAAAUAGGUGAGGUCCAAAUUCUAUUAGAUCAUGUUUUCAAUAAAUCAAUCAAUAUAAAUUAAUAUUUGCCAGAUAACUUUUAUCUGGUGAAUAAAACUGAAUGAAGGCGCGCGAGCACGGGUGAGUAUUGUCACCGUAACAGUCUCUUUAAAGAUAAGAAUAUGUACUACGUUCUCUCUUUUUCUCUUUAAGAAAGUGUUGAGAAAGAUACACUGUCACGGUGGCAAAAAGUCACCCGUGCGCGCAUAGCCUACUCGAACAAUUCUAAAAAGAAAUCAUACAUAAUAAUAAUAUAAUAAUAAAUCGUUGAUUGAUUGUUAUCUGCGGUAGUAAAAUGUAAAGGUACCAU
Ostrinia furnacalis (Asian corn borer) is the source of this 1385-nucleotide messenger RNA. RefSeq lists its product as uncharacterized. The coding region runs from base 236 to 823 and encodes 195 amino acids. The record is from RefSeq and is a predicted model, not a curated record. The transcript is spliced from 5 exons. Lineage: Eukaryota; Metazoa; Arthropoda; Insecta; Lepidoptera; Crambidae.